AUCGUAUCUGGGUGUCAUUUUCAUUAUCUGGCCGGGCUGUGAGUUGAUGCCAGAUUAUCUGGUUGAUGUCAACAGAAUCGGCGCUCGCCGCUCCAAACCGGAGUAUGGUUGUUGUGUAUACAUGUUACAGCCUCCGCUCGUGCAUAGACAUUUGUCGUCUGCUCCUUGAUUUGACCUACUUUUGGGGUUAUUAAAAGUUUCGUCCGGAGCAAGGAUCACGCAUAUUCGGCUUUAGUUGUUCAGGUGUGAGGAUAGUUUCAACACGAAGACAAGGUUAAGUCACCGUCCACGAUGUCUGAUGUAGUGUACGAUGUUGUGGUUGUGGGAGCCGGCGUGGAGGGGUCGGCAUCAGCCUAUUACCUGGCCAAGAGGGGGAAGAAGACGCUGUUGUUAGAACAGUUCCCCCUUCCACACAGCCGGGGCAGCUCCCACGGUCAGUCCCGCAUCACCCGCAAGGCCUACCCCCAGGACUUCUACACAGAGAUGAUGCAUGAAGCCACCGACAUCUGGCGGCAGCUCGAGAAGGAAGCUGGGUGGGAGGUGUUCAGUCAAACAGGAUUCAUAGCCAUCGGGAAGCACAAAGGUGAUUAUCUAGAAAACAACGUCAGUUCCCUCCAACGUAACAACGCUCGCUUUGAGUACCUCACCCCGCAAGACUUCCGACGGCGCUACCCGAUGCUGAGGUACCCGGAUGACUACAGCUGCGUGGCAGACCCAGAGGGUGGAAUCUUACGAGCAGACAAGGCGCUUUUGGCAUACCAGGCGAUGUUCCAAAAAUAUGGCGGACGCCUUAUCGACGGUGCCAAGGUAACCAACAUCAGACGUGGUAACAUUGUUACCCUGGACACGCCCAACGCCAGUUACCGGGGUAGAAGCGUGAUCAUAUGUCCAGGACCCUGGGCGUCCCAUAUACUUCGUCCACUUGGGGUCAAGCUUCCACUUAAGAUUGUGCGAAUCAGUGUUUGUUAUUGGCGAGAGCGACAACCAGGGGGCCACGGCCCUUCUGCCUUACAACCCUUCAGUGCUAGAGGUUUUACCUGGGGUAUCUAUGGUAUUCCUUGUUUUGAGUACCCGGGUCAAGUGAAGGUCUGUCUUCACUAUGGUCCAGAAAUAGACGCCGAGUUCCGUGACCAAGCAGACGACAAAUGGGCGAUCGAUCUGAUGAAGGAAUAUGUCCGAGAGCACUUUCCAGCCCUCGAACCGUCACCAUCCAUUGUCGAAACGUGCAUAUACACCAACACCCCUGAUGAACACCCUGUCCUGGACUACGUACCCGGCAGUCGCAACAUCGUCAUGGGUGUAGGCUUCUCUGGUCACGGGUUCAAGUUGUCCCCUGUGGUGGGCAAGGUUCUGGGUCAGCUGGCGUGUGGGGAGACGCCCUCGUACGGCCUUAACCCCUUCAGGAUAGACAGGUUCCCCCAACAGGCCAGCCUCUGAUGGGACAGGCCGAUAACUGCCUCGUGUGUAUGUGUUCAGUGACAAUGACAUUAUUACAGCAGAUUGACUCGGAUAUUAUGGACCAUCGGACUUGGCGAGUAUUGUUGGUGGUUCGGGGUGGUGUUGGAGUAUAUUUGCAUUCUCUGUCACCAACGGGAAACGUCGAACCUCUGGCGGACUCAAGAAGUGGCGACAAUGACCAUAGAAAAUUGAUAGAUAUCUAACUCAUAUUACAUAUUACACGGUGAAACAUUAUCAAGUUCCUAUAAAGCUGGACAAAGCUGACCUUUCGUUUGUUUAAUCAAUUCGUCGUCGAGCCAGUGAGUCUCUCUUCAUCUCUGAAGAUCAUUGGUAGGCCAUAGUAAGGUUUCUGAACUUUAUUGGUAGGCCGAGCCAAUGGACUCUCUGAAGAUCAUUGGUUGGCCAGAGUAAGUUUUCUGAACUUUAGUGGUAGGCCGGGCCAAUGGACUCUCUGAAGAUCAUUGGUAGGCCAUAGUAAGGUUUCGGAACUUUAUUGGUAGGCUUAGCCAGUGGACUCUCUGAAGAUCAUUGGUAGGCCAGAGUCAUUUAUAAGCCGGAGCUGACUUGCUGAAGAUCAUCGAUGGAUCAGAGAUAUGAGUAUCAUUUGUAUACCAGGGUAAGAUGUCUUUAUCGAUAGGCCGCGACCCAUUUGACUUCCUGAAGAUCAUUGGUAGGCCAGAGUUAGUUUCCAAAUAUCAUUGGUGGACUUGACACUCUGAACACCAUCAUAUGUACAUAUGUAUUGAUCAUUUGAUUAUUAAAAUAUGAUUAUUAUGAGCAAA
Molecule: messenger RNA, 2240 nt
Organism: Haliotis rubra (blacklip abalone)
Lineage: Eukaryota; Metazoa; Mollusca; Gastropoda; Lepetellida; Haliotidae
Product: peroxisomal sarcosine oxidase-like
Cellular component (GO): peroxisome
Molecular function (GO): flavin adenine dinucleotide binding; L-pipecolate oxidase activity; sarcosine oxidase activity
Source: RefSeq, a predicted model, not a curated record